Messenger RNA from Carya illinoinensis, 2926 nucleotides. RefSeq names its product F-box protein At5g39450. NCBI's taxonomy places the organism in Eukaryota, Viridiplantae, Streptophyta, Magnoliopsida, Fagales, Juglandaceae. The record is from RefSeq and is a predicted model, not a curated record. The coding region runs from base 566 to 2452 and encodes 628 amino acids. The transcript is spliced from 2 exons. Gene Ontology annotation, molecular function: protein binding.
GCAGGCACAGACGGACACGAGAGGAGCCGACCCCACACUGCUAGUACCAAUGCCCUCUUGGACUCGUCUUACUAUUUCUUCUCCUCCGCCAUUAUGCCUUUCAGAAGUGGAAAAAAAUCCCAAAAAGAGGGUCGAAGUUUGAUUGAGUGGACUUGACCUCGUCAGCUCAUCUCAUUCCUAGGUUUCUCAUUAGUCUCCACAUUUUAAUCCCCCUUUGUGAACUGUGACCUAUCUCUCCAGUGUCGUCCAUUGCAGGUCUGAUGGAUGGAACCGAUUUAAGUUUUGGAGAUUUUGGAACAAACCCAAUUGAGUUUUGGAGAAUCUUUGACAAACCCUUUUCAUAUUUGGUCUGUAUUACUUUAUUUAUGCUUCUUAGAUGCAAUAAUUGAGGAGUCUGAGGCAAGCCCAUUUCGGCUCGGUUCCAGGUCUGAUUCUGUUCAUUUUGUCUGUUUUCUUUUCACCUAAAGAUUUGGGAUUGGGUUGUGUCUGUAGUGAAUUAUGCAGUUUAGGCGGUGAAGAACAUAGAACUCUGGUCAAAUAUCCACCAAUUGUUAGUCAAAUUACAAUGUUGUCUGAACCCUGCGACUCGAGCUUUCUCCUUGCUCUGCCGGAUGAUGUGUUUGCCAUAGUAUCCCGGUCCCUCUCUCCGAGGGAUCUAUGUAAUCUCAGUUUAUGCUGCCGGAGUUUGUGCGCCCUCGUGGCCUCUGAAAAGUUCUGGCUCACCCAAUGUGAAAUGAUAGGGGUCGUGCCCCAUAGAGACCUCAUCGAGUGGCGAAAGGGUGUCUCUUCCUACGUGGCACUUUGCCGCUUCCUCAUUUGCAUUCAUCCAUUGAUUGGAAUUUGGGUUCAUCAGAACCCCGAGCUUGGCAACGUGGUCUAUGUCAUGCCUGGUUUUGUUUCAGUUGUUGGAUGCCGGAUAAUCCCACAAGAGCUUGGUCCAUUAGGCAUUGAGGAUGGUCCCAUCCUAUGGGCUCCUGUGUUUGAAGUUCUUGGUAAUUAUGAUGGUUCCGCCACAUUUUUCCUCCAUGGAAGGGAGAAGGGAAAUGACUAUUUUUAUCCUGGUUCAGUUAAACCUAUCGAGAGGACUUGCAAUGUGCUAUUGCUUGAGGUGGAGGCAUUGCAAGAAGAAAAUGAGGGAAAAUUGUUGCAUAGCAAGAGCUUAGCUCACCAUUCAGAUAACGAUCUAAGAAAAGUUAGUAGGUCAAAUAUUGGAAUUUCAAUGUCUCAAAGGAUGCUUGGACCGAAUGAGGCGAAGGUGCCAUUUGGUCGACUGGCUUUUGUUGAUAGAAGAAAAUUGCUUAGUGUUGCUACCAGCCAAAUUCGUCAAAAGGUUCCGGAUUCUGCAAAUGGGCUACUAUUUCCAGGGUUAAGAGAUGAUGAAGAUAACUUUCAGAAAGAUCUGGCAUUCUUAUUGGAACGGAGAUCACUGCUUAUGGAAAUGUAUAAGUUUAGUGCUCGUCAAAUUGAUUGGAAGGCAAUUCCUGAGCUGCCAUCUGAUCCUACCCAGUCAGAAUUGAACCAGAUUAGAAAGAGUCUUGAUCGUCCAAGUGGUUUUACCAAUUCCCUCAAUUGCGAUGAUGAUGGUCACGUACAAUGCGCCAAGAGAAAAACUCUUCGUGGCUACUUUAAGAAUAGCCUUAAACAGUUCCUGGGGAGGUCCAGCUCAAUUAAUGUUGGCAAUGCAAUUUCAAGGAAUGGUUCUUCAAGCGGCGGGAAUAAGCAUGCACAACUUCACGAGUUUUUGACGUCAGGUGAUGCAAUAAGACUUGCAUUACAUGCAUCCACUAUCAAGUUAUCUUCUUAUCGAGCAUGGCCAAACAUGCAUGACAGUCGGUUUGCCCUCUACAAGUUGCCCAUGCGGGCCCCAACUGCUGACCAUGAGUAUGCUGGUUUAUGGGGAGGGACUUUUGGUUGGCCUCCUGGGAGGCCUACAGAAGAAAAACCUGGUAAGGCUCUCUUCUUUCUACUGCUCUCUUAUGAGGAGUCCCAAGGGCAGCGGCAUCUUAUCGCAACCAAAAUAUUGGAAGGCACCCACUACGUUCUGCAUCCUAAUGGCUCAGCAAUGUUUAUAGUGAAUAUAGAUGAGCCUUCACCAGAUCCAUUUCCUUUCGAUUCCGAUGUAGAUUCUAUUCCUGUGAAUCUAAAGCAUGCUUUUAUGGGAGAGGGUAUUGCAAAUGGUUAUGGAUUCAGGUAUCCCGGUGCAAAGCCUGGUUCCCUCUUUGCAUUUCAAAAUGGUCUUCUUGCCUUCAUUUGGAAGGAAACCAGGGCAGUCUUGACCUUGCAGAGACUCGACUUGCAAGAGCUGCUGAAGAAGGGUGAACAAGUGCCUGCGCUACCUCCAAUCGCCAACUUUUCAUAUUUGACUCGGUCAUACUCAAACGUGUUUGCAGGCUUCGCAAACAACUCAACUUGUUUGUCUUCACCAAGGACCUCUGAGGACAUAUCUUCCUAAUCUAGAGAGGAUGAGUACUAUUGUGGUACUAGUUGACCACUCGAUAUUAUAAUUACUUAAAAGCAGUUUGUCUAUUUCUAAAGUACACUUGUAUGCUAUUGUUGGGGUACACUGAAGGGACAAAGUGGGUGUGGCUUUGUGUGGAUGGGAAUAGUUUUUUUUUUCCUCCUGAGCUCAAGCUAGGUUAUCUUAUCUUGACUGCAGGACGAUUAGAGUCGGCUUUCCUUAAAGCUCCAUCACGGUUCAUCACUCACAAGCCGUACAUCCUAUCUUGGUCUGUGUAGCCAUGGGCCAUAGUUGAUGCAAGUUCACUUGGUAGGAUUGAAAUGUGAAGAUUCUUGACAGUUAAAUGAGUUAACGAGUGGUGUGUGAAAUUCAGAAUUUUAUCAGGGAACAUAAAAAGUUGUUACUGAUUAUAGUUACACAUAUAAGAUUUCCGAAUUCUGGUUUUAUGGUAAAUUUUAUUUUUUGUGA